Colius striatus (speckled mousebird) is the source of this 2862-nucleotide messenger RNA. It is a transcript of the gene WDR86, whose product is annotated as WD repeat domain 86. Lineage: Eukaryota; Metazoa; Chordata; Aves; Coliiformes; Coliidae. Gene Ontology annotation, molecular function: protein binding. The coding region runs from base 210 to 1451 and encodes 413 amino acids. The transcript is spliced from 7 exons. The record is from RefSeq and is a predicted model, not a curated record.
GGCCGCCCGGGCGGGAGGAGGUUCCCCCUCCCCAGAGAGGGAAUGCGGCACUCUCCCGCCGGAGACAGCCCCGAGCCCCCACCCGGGGCCGUGUCCGGGGCGGAGUCUGGACUACCCUGCUGAGUUUUUGGAGUUGAGGUAAUGGCUGAAGCUGGUUAGUGGGAGACAGCUGGAGGUUCAGAGCAUGGUCUGGGGGUUGCACGGUGCCUAUGAUCAGACGCACAGCCUCUGCCUUCGCUGGGACCACCGGAAUGGGGAACAGCGGCUCAGCCGUGAAGGUCUGCACAGAUCACCAAGGAGGCAUCAACUGGCUGAGCUUGAGCCCCGACGGGCAGCGCCUGCUGACGGGUAGCGAGGAUGGCACUGCACGGCUCUGGAGCACUGCCGACAGCCAGUGCCACGGCCACUUCCAAGGGCAUGAAAGUUACAUCACCUUUUGCCACUUAGAAAAUGAGGCUGCCUUCACAUGUAGCGCAGAUCAUACCAUUCGAAAGUGGGAUGUGAUGACAGGUCAGUGCCUGGCCAUUUACCGAGGACACACAUCAAUUGUUAACAGGAUCCUGGUUGCCAAAGAUUAUCUCUUCAGUGGCUCCUAUGAUAGGACAGCCCGUUGUUGGAGUGUGGACAAGGAGAAACAAAUCCAGGAAUUCCGAGGCCAUCGGAACUGUGUCCUGACUCUAGCUCACUAUUCCUCCAGGGAUGUUCUUGACGAGGAAGAGGAGGAAGAGGAGGAGGAGGAGGAGAAAGUGAGCAGAGACCUCCUGGUGACAGGUAGCACAGACUGCACUGUUAAGGUCUGGUGGGUGUCCAGUGGACGUUGUUACCAGACUCUGCUGGGACACACUGGGGCUGUCUUGUGCCUUAUACUUGACGCACCAAACAGGGAGCUGUUUUCUGGCAGCACGGAUUAUACCAUCCGAACGUGGAACAUUGUCACUGGGGAGCAGCUGAAAGUGUUCAAAGAGCAUCAAGGAUCAGUAAUUUGCCUUGAGCUAGUGAAUCGGCACUUGUAUUCAGGAAGCACGGACAGGACAGUGAAGUGCUGGUUAGUAGACACUGGGGAGCGAAUCCAAACGUACAAGGCUCACAAACACAGCGUUAGCACUUUGAAAUACCACGCUGGGAUCUUGUUCACGGGAAGCGGUGAUGCGUGUGCGAGAGCUUUCAAUUCCAAGAGUGGUGUCCUGCAGAAGAUCUUCCGAGGACACAAGUUCAUCAUCAACUGCAUCCAGAUCCACAACGAGUUGCUCUACACGGCUUCCCAUGACGGCACGCUCCGGAUUUGGGACAUCCGGGGAAUAUGCAAGAGAAGCAAGCGGCGCUGGAAGAAGGAGAGGUGUGCUCAGGGCAGGGGCUCGCAGAAGGGGAGUCUGUCUCGCCUCUUCAACAAUAAAGUCGGCUGUAUGGUACAGCAAGAAAAUGAGGAACACGAGGCUGUGGAACUAAUGUGACUGCCCACAAGAGGCUUGCUCUCAGUGACUAAAACGGAACCUUUUGUUUUCUGCAUCGCUGUGUCCAUGUAAACCAGAACCUGGAAAGAGCUUUGCUUGAACCUCUUUUUCAGGAGCCAGGAUUCUCUGACUGUAGGCUGGACGCCAGGCAGCUCCUGUCGCUGCAGAUGGCUCUCGGCUGAGCAGCUCUGGGGUCAGGAGGGACUGCACUGUGGCCCAGCUGAUGUGCCUCCUUGGCUGCGUAUGUAAUUAAGAACUCAGGAUUGCUUGUUUUCAGUUCCUUCUAGCACAGAGGUGUUACAUCCUUCUGGCUGUCUGGUAUCUGAUGAACAUAGUUUCCUCCUAGUCUGUAGCCUGCUCCUGGCCUCUGGUCAGCGUGGGGGGAACAGAGGGCUGCGCGUGGUAUGACUGCGACGGUGGUUUCCACAGCUGAGGCAGGAGGGGUGGGCUCAGCUGUGGGAGGUUAAAGCAGACUGGGCACCUCUCUGUGAAGGUGGGGAGUACUAUGACAAGAAUUAAUUAUUUUAGCAAAAGGUAGAGAAGAAGCUCAACCUCAGACCUGUUGUACCAAGGUCAGCUUUUUGCCGAGGCACAGCUCUUAUCCUCCUUUUUUACCUUUUACCAUCUCCCACUUAGCAAAAGCAGCAUCAGUGCCUACACUUGUCUGUACUCUGCCAGCCAUGUGGGGCUGGCUGCUGCCUCCAGGCAGUCAUCCCACCCCUGCAAAAGAUUUUCCCAAUAGCCAUGGGGAAUGUCAAAUUGCAUUCUUUUCAGGCAGUGGAGAGCAAAGCAGGAGGAUUUAUAAGGGUACUUUCAAUUUGUUCUGUUUCCUCCUUACAAGGCUAUGUCUGGCCCUGAGUUCCUGGGUGGUUAGUACCACUGGAGAAGCAGUUAAACUCAAGAGUAAGUUCUCCCAGGCUUUUUCCAGGUUCAUCCCUCUCUGAUAACCACUGAGCCAUGAAUAAACAAGGGUCCUUAUAUUUUUCUAUUUGCAGAUAUAACUCUUUGUAGAACCAGCACAAAAAUAUCUAACCACAUGUUUUUAUUUUUAUGGCUUUAUUUAUUCUGUACUACAGCAAGAUAAAAAUGCUGUAAUCCUUUUUUUAGACGGUACUAAUAAACAUGUGGUAUCUACAGACAAUAACUGUCCAGUUUCUAUUUUCUUCUCAUUUAGAGGGGAGCUGGCUGUUGUUGGGAUUGGAUAGAAUAGGAAGAAACAAACCACCCCCAAGCAUACUUUCGGAAAUAUUUCUUGCCUCUCUCCCACUGCUGGGGCAGUAGUCAGGGCUGGGAAAGGAAGGACCAGCCCCAAACCAAAGCACGGUCUCCAGGGAAGGUACAGGCGUUGGGAGAGCCUCCAGUGCUGUCUCAGCACUCACUGUGGUGGCACCAAAGACCCUCCCCCUCUCAG